GAUUGUAGUUCCAGGGGCAAAGUGUUUCUUCCCUCUAUCUCCUGUUGAUAUGAUGAUAGCUUCUGCUGGGUCCCACCAUGCACAGGAGGCAGAAACCCAGUGUUCCCCAACACCAGAGGGAUCUUGCAGCUCAUGGAGGAGCUCUACCCAUGUCCCACAAUGACACUCGCACUUUUUUUAACUUCUCGCAGCUUGUGCUCUCUGCUGGGCCUAUCAAACCACCACCAGCCCUCAAACAUUCAAAAAUCACUUACUUUGAGGUGGAAAUUCUCGAUGUGCAAAGCAAGAAGCAGAUCUGCAUUGUGGACAAGAUACCUCCAUCAUCUACCCUUCUGGAUGUGAAACACAAAUUUCACAAAGCGUGUCCCCAGUGGUACCCUUCCCGUGUCGGACUGCAACUGGAACGCAAUGGGCCUUUUUUGAAGGAUUCUGUUAACAUCCAAAGCCUUGCCGUUUCCUCCAUCAUCACGCUGUAUUUUACAGACCUGGGUCAGCAGGUCGGAUGGACCACAUUUUUUCUAACAGAAUAUACCGGCCCUCUUCUAAUAUAUCUGCUCUUUUACAUUCGCCUCUCAACUAUUUAUGAUCAAGUGGAAAGUACAAAGAACUUCCGUCACCCAGUGGUUCACUUGGCCUGCUUCUGCCACUGUUUACACUACAUCAGACAUCUUCUGGAGACAUUAUUUGUUCACAAGUUUUCGGGAGGGCACACUCCUCUGAAAAAUAUGAUAAAGGGCUGUGCCUUUUACUGGGGAUUCACAUCCUGGAUUGCAUACUACAUCAACCACCCACGUUAUACCCCACCAUCGUUUGGCCACAGACAAGUUUCUUUUGCUGCCCUUGCUUUUCUGAUGUGUGAAGCUGGAAAUCACUUCAUCAACGUAGCUUUAGCUCACCAAAAUCAUUCAGGAAGUAAAGCCUGUUUUCCAAGUCCAACCUACAACCCCUUCACGUGGCUCUUCUUCCUGGUGUCCUGUCCCAACUACACGUACGAGGUCGGGUCUUGGAUUAGUUUCACAGUGAUGACACAAACCCUGCCAGCUGGCAUUUUUGCUUUCCUGAUGGUCAUCCAGAUGUCUCUCUGGGCCCAAAAGAAACACAAGCUGUACCUGAAGAGGUUUUACCCAGAGGUGCGGAGAAAAGCAGCUAUGAUUCCCAUCAUCUUCUGAGCUCUUCACAAGAGUUGGAGCCUGAGUCUACAGUUCAAGAGCUGACUCAGAGUAAAUGAGCCAUUUCAUUCAGUAACCAAAGCAGAUCAGAGGAAGAACUACUGGAUAUCUUUCUCAGAAAAUUAACAGUUCAAGACGAAGAGCUUUUAAUUAAGUGAAAAAAUGUAGCUCUUGAAUUCUUGGUUCUUGCUAAAAGAUAUGAUUUAAUUAGAUUUUCUGUAAUGGAGCUAAUUGGGAAGGGACAAGAAAAUUGCUUAUAUUAAAUGUUAGGCUAGAUAUUUAGCUGGUGUAAAUGGGCACAGAUGCUGCUAAAAUUAACAAAUACAGCUCAUUUGCAUGCAUUCAGGUCUAGUGAUUCUAAGGUUCAGUGUUAGAUGUUGACAAGAGUCUUGGAUUUUUGCAUCAGAGGAUGUUUCACAGCCUUACUUUUAUUAAACUGCACAGAAACAGCACAUUCUGCCUCAGCUCCUCUAAAGCAUCACAUCAAAGAGCAACUGCUAUGCUGUUAACACAGUUUAGUCUAGCUUUACAAGGUUUUUAUUCUCUUUUUUUUUUUUUUUUAAUUGAAUCUCAUAGCAAAUUGUUCAAUACAAAUUGGCUUACAUUGAUCACUGCAGAGAGGUCUGGCUCUCUUUUAUUUUCAGGUGGGCAGAUCAUCCCAAAAGAGGAAUGUUUGGGAGGUACUUCCCAUCUUGUUACUAAUUUGCAGCAUGACCUUGGGGGUCCAUGGUUUCAGUCCAUCUCUCUUUCUCACACUGAACAUUUCUGGAAAGAGCAGAAGACUUUCUCGACUGACAAGUGUGUUAAGCACAAUUUUAGUUACAGAGAGCAAAAGAACCAGAACUGCUUCAGCGAGUAUUAAGAUAUGGAGAGUUAGGGCAUUAAGCCCAGUUUUAAUUCUAUUUGUGUUGGACAUUUAUCAAUGUCUUUUGGCUCCCUCAGGCUGGUGAACAAGCUUGCCUAGAGCUUCAGUGAUGAGAGAAACACCAGAGUACACGAGCAAGGCAGGCAGAUCCUCUCCCAAAGUCAUUGUGCCAGCUCAAGUGUCCUAACAAAGUUAAUUUGCCCAGUAAAUUGGGUUCAUAUCCUUCUUCUAAUGUCUAAGUUGCAACACUUAACUCUAUUAGCCACUGGAACUCAAUUUCAUUGUGGAAAUGUAAAUAAAUUGCUUUCCGUAUUUUUUAACUUUAACCUGUGAACACCUAGAAUGUUUUAUUCCUCUCAGUGGAAAACCUGAGUCACACUGAACAUCCAGUUCUCUAACCCAGACUGCUAAUAAAGAUCUAUUUUUGAAAAAUCA
Molecule: messenger RNA, 2469 nt
Organism: Calidris pugnax (ruff)
Lineage: Eukaryota; Metazoa; Chordata; Aves; Charadriiformes; Scolopacidae
Gene: TECRL
Product: trans-2,3-enoyl-CoA reductase-like
Exons: 12
Coding region: 78-1169 (363 amino acids)
Biological process (GO): very long-chain fatty acid biosynthetic process
Molecular function (GO): oxidoreductase activity, acting on the CH-CH group of donors
Source: RefSeq, a predicted model, not a curated record